AUGGCUUCUGGGACAACAUGUUGUUUGAAACUAGCAACACUUUGUUCAGUUCUUGCUUUUAUGAUCUAUGUUGGAGGAUUUGCCAGCCCUUUUUGGUCUUCUUUCACAGUUUCAGCGGAUGUUUUUAUCGUUGAAGUUGAUGGCAGACAGCUCUCUGGUUUAUGGACGGAUUGUGGCUGUGUCACCCUGGUUGGAUGCAUUUGUUUCCCUAAAAUAUAUAAUCCAGGAUGGCUAACAGGGGUUCGAGCCAUGUUAACACUAGGUUUACUCGGAUUGCUGCUCUCGGCCAUGAUUUCUAUCGGCAUAGCAUGCUGUUGUGGUACGGGGAAAAUAAUGAGAGGUUUCAACAUAUUUUGUACUGGGGUUUCAGGUAUUUUCAUCGCCACUGGCGCAUUAGUUUUUGCCAUAAACAAUGCCAAGGACUUUCAAAAUAUGUUCAGUUUCAUUAAGUCGCUUCCGCUUGACUUGGACACCUAUGGCAGUCUAUCUUUUAGUUUCAUUGCUUGUGCCAUCGCUGGAGGUCUUUGCCUUGUUGUUUGCAUCCCCCUGUUGGUGUAUGACUAUCGUAAUCCAAUCCCACAAGGUGUACAAAGUGUCAGCAUGCCAUUGCAGUUUGCAACACAAGGUCACUUGAGUUUUGCUCCGCCAGGACAUACAUAUGCUUUUGUCAACCCUUUGCGUCAAAAUCAGUUUGGCUACAUGCCAUUAUAUGCCGAUGCGCAACCUGACAACAUACCACCGGGUCAGAUUAUGCAUGUAGCACCUGAAUACACACCGCAAACUGGCUACAUGCAACAAGGUCAGGUUAUGCAUGGAGCACCUGAAUAUACACCGCAGAUUCAGCCCAGUGUUUCGCAAAAUCCACACCAGGAGCAGGAUGUUCCAAACAUAUCAUCAAUAAUUUAA
Messenger RNA from Mercenaria mercenaria, 906 nucleotides. RefSeq lists its product as uncharacterized. Lineage: Eukaryota; Metazoa; Mollusca; Bivalvia; Venerida; Veneridae. The transcript has 3 exons. The record is from RefSeq and is a predicted model, not a curated record. Bases 1 to 906 code for a protein of 301 amino acids.